AGAAAGAGAGAGAGAGAGAGAGAGAAGAGCAACGCUAACGGCAAAUCGAGAUGCUCAAGUUCAUCAGGGGGAAGGGCCAGCAGCCCACGGCCGAGCGGCAGAAGCUGCAGAAGGACCUCUUCGCUUUUCGAAAGACAGUGCAGCAUGGUUUCCCGAACAAACCAACCGCUCUCGCUUGGGAUCCGAGUCUGCGGCUGAUGAUCAUCGGCACGGCAUCCGGCGCCAUCAAGGUUUUCGGAAGGCCAGGCGUAGAGUUUUAUGGACAACAUUCCGUCGAAAGCGGCGAGAAUGCCGUCACGAAGAUCGUCGCGCUGCCCAAUGAGGGUCGCGUGGUAUCCUUAUGCGACGACAAUUCAUUACAUUUAUGGGAGAUUAAUGAAAGUUCUCUAGUAGAAACAAAGACGUUAUCGUUGGAAGGAAAAUUGAAGAAGAUCUCUGCAAUGUGUCUUGAAUCCAGUGGGGAACAUCUCUUGUUAGGAACGGAAGGAGGCAACAUUUAUUUACUAAACUUGAAGACUUUUGUCACCCCAGAAAAUAUUAUCUACCAAGAUGUCGUAAUGCAGAAUGUUCCGGAAGAUUACAAGAAAAAUCCAGGAGCGGUCGAAGCCAUAGCUGAGCAGCCAGGGCAUCCAGACAACAUCCUGAUUGGCUACAAUCGAGGUUUAAUGGUAUUGUGGAAUAAAGCCACUCCAGGAGCUCAGCAGCUGAUGGGUUUGUUUUCGCGUGCGCAGACAUUCGUCUCCACGCAACAGCUGGAAUCGGUCCACUGGAUUUCCGAGAAUCGUUUUGUCUCAUCGCACAACGACGGUUCGUACGCGUUUUGGAGCCCGGGUAGCGAUGCCGUGCCGGAGCCCACGACACUUUACGGACCGUUCCCGUGCAAGGCCGUCACCAAAAUUCUCGUGUACCCUACCGCGGAACACGGUGAACUCGUGCUAUUUUCCGGUGGUAUGCAACGCGCCAGUUAUGGAGACCGACAUACGAUCACUGUUAUGACCAAGGAGAAACAUUUAGUUUUUGAUUUUACAUCUAAAAUUAUCGACUUUUUCAUUGUCUUCCCUAAGGAGGAGGAAGAGAACAAUGAGAAUCCUAUCGGUCCAGAAGCGCUUAUAGUAUUGGCUGAGGAAGAAUUAGUAGCUAUCGAUUUGAACAAUCCUGAAUGGAAGAUGAUGGCUCUGCCUUACUUAGUAUCUCUACAUGCAAGCUCGGUGACUUGUUCUCAACAUGUGCCUAAUGUACCCGAGGAACUUUGGGAAGCGAUCGUAGCAGCCGGUAAAGCGCAGACUGAGCAUCUUUAUUCAGACAAGUUAUGGCCCAUCGAUGGCGGCAAUAUUCUCUGCCAAAAGCCGGCGAAUCCUGAUAAGCCUCGAAACAGAGAGUUAUUGCUUACUGGACAUGAGGACGGUACCGUCAGGUUUUGGAACGCAUCCGAUGUUGCUCUGACCCCUCUAUACAAGUACAAUUCGUCGAUUUUGUUCACUGGCGAGCAUUUGGACGUGCUUGAACAACCCCCGGAGGACGACGAAGAUGAAUGGCCACCGUUCAAAAAAGUUGGAAUCUUCGAUCCAUACUCCGAUGAUCCGCGACUCGCCGUGAAAAAAGUUCUCCUUUGCCCAUUAUCAUCAACAUUGGUAAUUGCCGGCACAGCCGGACAUAUUAUCACUGCUGUCAUCUCUUCGGAGCCGACCAAUAAAGAGAUAAAGGCCAUAACAAUGAACAUUGUCAAUGAUCGCGACGGGUUCGUGUGGAAAGGUCACGAUCAUCUGCCACCAAGAACAACGAGUAUAUCGUUUGCGGUUGGAUUUCAACCGCAGAGUCUUUUACAAUUAUAUCCACCAGCCGCCGUCACAUCGUUAGCGUUACACAGUGAAUGGGGAUUACUCGCCAGUGGCACAGCACACGGACUCGCGGUCUUUGAUUACAUCAGAUCUAAAGCUGUCAGUGUUAAAUGCACACUUAAUCCAAAUGAUCUUUCCGGUGCAGGCGACACUCCUAUCUCCCGACGAAAGUCUUUCAAAAAAUCUCUUAGGGAAUCUUUUAGAAGAUUGAGAAAGGGACGUUCGCAACGUCGGACAAACGCUAAUAGCCCUACACGAAAUACUGCACCUACAGAAAAGAAGAAAGACAGUGUUGCUUCUUCACCGAGUGGUGAUCCAUCGCCAACAGAAUUAAAACCAGUGGAAAGACAAGUGGAAGCGAGGCCUGUCGACGAUGCUUUAGGCUCUAUGGUUCGGUGCUUGUAUUUUGCCAGAAGUUAUAUUAUUAGCUUACAAAAUACAACACCCACACUUUGGGCUGGCACGAACAAUGGCACGGUUUACGUCUUCACGUUGGCUAUACCGGCUGGUGUGAGGAGAAUGGAAGAAGACGUCAAUUGUACACUGGGCAAAGAGAUACAAUUGAAGCAUCGAGCACCUGUAAUCGCGAUCACAAUCCUCGACGGAUCUAGCGUGCCGUUACCGGAACCUUACGAGGCCGAAAAGGGUGUGACGCCCGGACCCGACAUGACUUCCACGCACAGAGUUGUAAUUGCCAGCGAAGAACAAUUUAAGAUUUUCAAUCUUCCGUCCCUGAAGCCAUAUUGCAAAUACAAAUUGACCGCUCACGAAGGUUCCAGGGUACGAAAAACAGGUUUUGCCAAAUUCUCGUGUCAAGUCGAACCCGUGGGAACUCACGAAGAAACUUGCUUGCUUUGUCUAACGAAUCUUGGUGAUUGUUUGGUGCUGAGUAUACCGGAAUUGAGAAGACAGUUGAAUGCCGCUGCGAUCAAGAGAGAGGACAUUAAUGGUAUUUCUUCUUUAAUAUUUACGAAAGCCGGAGAAGCGCUAUAUCUUCACUCGAGUUCAGAACUUCAACGAAUUUCCUUGUCCACCGCGAAAAUGACGAAGGCGCAUUGUGCGCUCAAUUUACCACCACAUGCUAGAUCGUUCACGGAAAAUACUAAUGAAGUCGCGCAAGAGCAAGGUGUUGUCGAGGGUGAACCUCAAAUCGAAGGGGAGACGCAGGGAAGUCAACCACCGACAGCCGCGAACAGAGUUAUCACAGAAAAUGGCGUAGUGGGUACCACUGGAGAGGAAGAAUCUCCGAAGGAACCAUCACUGCGACCGGCUACAAGUAGUGUAGAUGUAAAUGGAGAAGACGACCGUCAGGAUUUAAGUUCUAUCGGAGAUAUUACGAUCGACAGUGUUAAAGAUCAUUUGCUUAACAGUCCACUUUUCAGAAACGCGACGUCUUCCGAAGAGCUUCACAAUCGUUUGGCAGGACUUAAGAUGGAGGUGACUUCACGAACUUCCGAGAUAGCCACUCAAAAUCAAUCACUAGUGGUGAAAACGACCACUGUAGUUACGCAAACCACGAAUAGUACGACCGCUAAUGGCGAAGUCGAGACGAGUCAGGCGAAUGAAACGCAACACGUAAACAGCACUACAGUAGAGCGAGAGAUAUGCAGCGGUAUCGAAACAACAACGACACACGCUACCAUCACUCUGCCCCCAAACGUCGAGAUUAAUGCGGCGGAUUUGGCCAAUUUAGAGGUCACUACGACUACAGUAACUACCACUACAGAAAGGUCCAAGGCGCCGUUAGCUAGGCCAGAGGAGGUUGGAUCGUAGACCUGCUCCAUAUCGGUUCUCCAUGCUGACCAUGCAUCAAUUUUGCGCUCUACAGAACCAUCAAUAAUUAAUUACUCUUACUGAAUAAACUGUACACAGCGACGAUAUAGAUAGGAUUUAUAUAUCGUAGAUUUUUUAAGAAAUAUUUAGAUUUUUACGCAACAUUUCAGCGAUAAUCAUUCGCACCCCGCGAGCGACGAGUGAUCAAUUUUUAAUACAAACUUUACACAUUUUAUUGACAUCUACAUCAUUGUAUUCUAUUUAAAAGUAUUCCAAAUGGAUAACUUUUGGAAUUGACAGGGAAUCAAUGAUUUUUAACGAAAGUGGGCCUAAAAAUGUUUUAUUUAUCAUAUAAUAUAAGAAAUAUAAAUCCUCUUAUAUGAUCUUUUUUACAGAAAAAUUUUUUUUUAAUUUUAUUAAUAAAUGGAAAUAAGAUGAUUUUGAAAGAGUAUCAUAUCAAAAUAUCCAAAAUUAUAGAAUAAAUUUAAAGAUUUUUGACACGAGGUUUGGUCUAUUGUUUUACAUGGCUGACUUUAAUUUGUUCAUUAAUUUAAUAAUGAAUCUGAUGCAUGUUGUAUAACAAUAUAAUUAUAGGAUUUAAAAAAUUAUAGUUUACCAAGAGAUAGACGAAACAUCACAAACCUUGAAUUAAGGCAGCCUUAAAUGUACUGUUAUUUUAUAUAUUUUUAAUUAUUAAAGACAUGCGACAUCCGCAGUAUCUGCAGUAUUUGAAAGUUUCGAGCAUCUUGUUAUAGUUUUUUGUGAGCAGAAGUGUGAUGCGAUAUAAAGAUGCUUCAAACAACAAAAACGUAGCUACUUAAAAUAGAGUUAUAUAUUUAACGAACAAGUAAGGAGAUUAAGCGUGGCAAAUUCGAGGAAAAACGUCUGUCGAUGAUCGUGAUGUAAGGAGUUUCAACACGUUAAAAAGUAUAUUUUUUAUCAAUGUUGCUUAAUCAUUAAGUUACCUCUCUUCGCGUUACCGAAGAGUGUGUCACCGAAUUUUCGAGAGAAUCCUCGAAUACUCGCGAGCGCUUAAAACUAUAUAAUACCGAUAUAGUUACUUUAUUGUUGCAUUUAUCCGUAGGUUUUUUUUUCUAGACGAAAUAGUCGCAUGGAUAGUCUUAAUGAUAGACUAUUAUUGCAAAAUACGUUUCUUGAUAUUUUAUCAAUUUUUAGAAACAUAUAUAUAUAUAUAUAUAUAUAUAUAUAUAUAUAUAUUUCAAAAGUGAAUUUCUUAGGUUUUUUUUGCGCGAAAGUACCAAUUAAAUAUCAUAUAAUUUUGAUCUCAGUAGGUAGGAUUGUCAUGAAAAUGAUAAUUCAUAUUCUAGAAACUACACUUAACCACACACAUGCGCCGAUAAUCUUAUAAUGUUAUACAAAAAUUUGAAGAAAAAUUGAAUUAAGGCAAAUUAAUAAAAAUGUGUCCUUACGUUAA
Monomorium pharaonis (pharaoh ant) is the source of this 5046-nucleotide messenger RNA. It is a transcript of the gene l(2)gl, whose product is annotated as lethal(2) giant larvae protein homolog 1. Gene Ontology annotation, molecular function: GTPase activator activity; syntaxin binding; myosin II binding. The transcript has 16 exons. The record is from RefSeq and is a predicted model, not a curated record. Gene Ontology annotation, cellular component: cytoplasm; cortical actin cytoskeleton; plasma membrane. NCBI's taxonomy places the organism in Eukaryota, Metazoa, Arthropoda, Insecta, Hymenoptera, Formicidae. Bases 51 to 3611 code for a protein of 1186 amino acids. Gene Ontology annotation, biological process: regulation of establishment or maintenance of cell polarity; cortical actin cytoskeleton organization; regulation of protein secretion.